Messenger RNA from Glycine soja, 1680 nucleotides. RefSeq names its product nuclear transcription factor Y subunit B-3-like. The record is from RefSeq and is a predicted model, not a curated record. NCBI's taxonomy places the organism in Eukaryota, Viridiplantae, Streptophyta, Magnoliopsida, Fabales, Fabaceae. The coding region runs from base 672 to 1238 and encodes 188 amino acids. Gene Ontology annotation, molecular function: protein heterodimerization activity; DNA-binding transcription activator activity, RNA polymerase II-specific; RNA polymerase II cis-regulatory region sequence-specific DNA binding. Gene Ontology annotation, biological process: regulation of transcription by RNA polymerase II. Gene Ontology annotation, cellular component: CCAAT-binding factor complex; nucleus. The transcript has 2 exons.
CCAAUUCGUCCGUGGACACUCACACUUAUCGACUAACAACGGUCCACAAAUCGCCACGUGUCCUCAAGAUAAAGCGUUAUUAACCCUUCUGAUCCAACGGAUCCUGCUCAUUACCUCCCAAACAAACCCCUCCGUUCCGUUUCACCUUUCCCCUUCCCGCCGGAGCCGCCGUCACCGGUCGCUGGCCACCGUAUCCGACCCUCCCAAUACACCCUUUCCGAGUCCCACACAAAAUUGCACGAUUCUGUGAUUUCAAUUUUCAGGUCUCGAGGAUUUCGUUUCAGAAGCGCUUCCAUUUGACGCAGAACCACCGACUCAAACCGAUUCGCGCCGAGUUCGUGACUCGAAUUUUCAACUUCUCAUUCAUAUUCCAAAUCGAAUUUGAAACUCCGAAGAAAAAUUCACCGAACACUGAAUCUCAGUUUCCAAGGAGCUUCUUCUACGAAGAGCGCUUCAAUUCCACGCAGAACCACCAAGUCAAGCCGGUUCGUGACUCGGAUUCUCAAUUCCUCGUUCAUUCCCGAACGAAUUUUAAAUUUCGAAGAAAACCGCACCGAACACUGAAUUUCAGAUUCUGAACAAGUUUCUUCCGCGAAACAGCACAGCACUUCAAUUUCACGUGGAACAGAGACAAAGGGAUUCGUGCGCGUCUUCGAUUUUUCCGUUAGUCGAUGGCGGACUCCGACAACGACUCCGGCGGCGCGCACAACGGCGGCAAGGGGAGCGAGAUGUCACCGCGGGAGCAGGACCGGUUUCUCCCGAUCGCGAACGUGAGCCGCAUCAUGAAGAAGGCGCUGCCGGCGAACGCGAAGAUCUCGAAGGACGCGAAGGAGACGGUGCAGGAGUGCGUGUCAGAGUUCAUCAGCUUCAUCACCGGCGAGGCCUCCGACAAGUGCCAGCGCGAGAAGCGCAAGACGAUCAACGGCGACGACCUGCUCUGGGCGAUGACCACUCUGGGCUUCGAGGACUACGUGGAGCCUCUCAAAGGCUACCUCCAGCGCUUCCGAGAAAUGGAAGGAGAGAAGACCGUGGCGGCGCGUGACAAGGACGCGCCUCCUCUUACGAAUGCUACCAACAGUGCCUACGAGAGUGCUAAUUAUGCUGCUGUUCCUGGUGGAAUCAUGAUGCAUCAGGGACACGUGUACGGUUCUGCCGGCUUCCAUCAAGUGGCUGGCGGGGCUAUAAAGGGUGGGCCUGCUUAUCCUGGGCCUGGAUCCAAUGCCGGUAGGCCCAGAUAAAUGUGCCUAUUAUUAUUAGUAGUAAGUUAAAAAGAAAAAUGUGAUAUAGUGGUGAUUAGACUGAACUAGUUUCAACAAGGUCUAAUUUGAUUGGUAAAGAAUGAUGCAUCACCUCUUCAUCUCUAUUCGAUUCUUAUUGAUAAAAAAAAAAUUAGAGUGAACUAGUAUAAUAAUUCUGAGAGAGUUGGUUUGUAUUCUGAUGAUGAUAUUAUUAUUGUUGAUUGCGAUAUGUAUAGUAUGACACACUUCUAGGUUCAAAGGCCAACCAUCUGUUACUGAUUAACUGUUGUAUCAUAGAAAAUAGUGUUGCCUAGUAUUGUACCUCUUCUGCUAUUUUGUACCCAAAUGGUGUCAAGUUUCCCUUUUUUACUUAUUGGUCAUGUACAUCAGUUUAACUCUUUUAGCUUUAUGAUAAAAAGGAAUUCAUGCUAUGAUUCAUGCA